GUACACCAUGUACCUCUGAACUGUAGUGGAGUAGAAGUACACAGUAAAGUCAAAUGUAAAUACUCAAGUUAAGUACACGUAUCUCAAAUUGAACGUGUGUGCGUGUAUGAGUGUGUGUGCGUGUGUGUGUGUGUGUGUGUGUGUGUGUGUGUGUGUGUGUGUGUGUGUGUGUGUGUGUGUGUGUGUGUGUCUGCUGUAAUCUCCUGUGUAAUAAUGAUGAUUAAUCUGUGUGUGUUUACCUGCUGACCGACAGAAAGGAGGAUUAAUCUAUCUAUAGAUCUCCUCACGUCAACCUUCAGCCGCAAGUCUUCAUCUUCCAGUCUGUACACACAGAAAAAUAUAACAGUAUACAAAAUAAAUCCAGAACGAGUUCUCCUGCGGCUGCGUUUUAGUUGAAUAUAUAUAAUCUUUGGCAAACAGGUGAAUAUUUGACUUUAACGCCAGAGCAAUAAUCCAUUCUGCCUCCAUUUAUAAGUCUUUUUUAAACAUAGCGUUGAUUGAUAUGAGUUUUUUUUAGAGAAUAACAGGUUAAAGUAAAAACGUGUUUUUCCAACAUGGUCCCAUGAUGUUAGAAGACACAAAAAAGCCCAUGAAAUCCAAAAAUAUACAAAAAACACCCACAGCGAAAAACAAAGACAACAAAAAUGUACAUAUUUGUUAUGUAUACAUGUUUACAUUGAAUUAUUUAUUUUUCAGAUCUUUUUCAAAUGUAUUGAAAAUAAGCCUUUGGUUAAAUGGGGUUAAUGACACCUGUAGGUAAAGGCGUGGUAUGUCCAUAAAGUAUAGCCAGGAGAUGGCCUGAUGUACCUUUAUCUGUAGAUAUUUAGUUAAAUUCAUUUUCUGUGUUGUCAAUGUUUGCAGAAUAGUUUUAUGUUUUCUAAAUAGUUUUAAUUUAGUUGAGUGUUUCCCAUCUCUGUCUCUCUAAUCUGGCUCUGUGCUGACUGAGAAGAAAACAGGCUUUCAUGUGUGUCUGUGAUUUGAGGAGGCGGGACUAAACUCACACCCAGGCCUCCUGAUUGGCUGAAGGUGGGUGAUGACAGUUGGUGCUUACAUAUAGACCCUCACUGAUCCAGCAACACUCAGCUUCCUCUGCUACAACUCAGGCAUCGCUCACCCUCUGUCCUCGAUCAGCGCCAACAUGAGCCCAAAAAAUGUGGUUUUCAAGAAGAUUUGCAAUGACAAGUCGGUCGGAGUCUACAUGGGGAGAAGAGACUUUGUGGACCAUGUGGAUUCUGUGGAUCCAGUGGAUGGCGUUAUCCUCAUAGAUCCUCAGGCUCUGCAGGGGAGGAAAGUGUUCGUCACCCUGUCCUGCACCUUUCGAUACGGCCGGGAUGAUGUGUCGGUUAUGGGGGUGGCUAUCCGGCGGGAGCUGCACGUGUCCAGCCGGCAGGUUUACCCCCCGCUGCAGGACCGCGAGAGCUGCAUCCACAGCCGCAUGCAGGCCAAGCUGCUGCAGAAGCUGGGAGACAACGCAUACCCCUUCUUCUUUGAGUUCCCGGACAACCUGCCUUGCUCGGUGAUGCUGCAGCCGGGGCCGAACGAUUCAGGAAAGCAAUGUUGCGUGGAGUUUGAGAUCAAAGCCUUCAGCGCUGAGAGCCAGGACGCUAAAGUGCGCAAACGGAGCACGGUGGCGCUGAUGAUCCGGAAGGUGCAGUACGCUCCGGACAGCGAGGCGGCGGCGCAAUCUGUGGAAAUCAGCAAGGAGUUCGCCAUGUCGGACAAACCGCUGCACGUCAAGGCCAGCCUGGACAAAGAGAUGUAUUACCACGGUGAGACUGUCAAGGUGAACCUCAGCAUCACAAACAACACGAACAAACACAUCAAGAGCAUCGUCGUCUCCGUGGAUCAGAUCUCCACCGUGGUGUUGUACUCCAACGACAUUUGGGUCAAAUCUGUGGCCAUCGAGGAGCCUGGGGACUCGGUGCCUCCCGGAGAGAGUCUGCAGAAAGACUUCAAGCUGCUGCCUCUUCUGGCCAACAACCGCGAGAGGAGAGGCAUCGCUCUGGACGGGAAGCUGAAGCACGAGGACACCAACCUGGCCUCGUCCAGCAUUAUCAAGGAGGGAGUUCUGAAGGAGGUGAUGGGGAUCAUUGUGUCAUACCGAGUCAUGGUGAAGCUCGUCAUCGGAGGGAUGAUGGGAUCGAGUGAGGUCGCUCUGGAAGUUCCCUUCAAACUGAUGCAUCCUAAACCUGACCCAGUGAAGGAGAGUGAGAUGGAGGAGGAGGUGGAGUUCCAGGAGUUUAAGCGCAGCUACCUGAAGGGGAUUAUUGUCGAUGACGACGAUGAAGAUGGAAACGUGUCGGCCGGUGACGACACUGCGCCCAUAGAGAAAUAAAGGAGACGGAACG
This is a messenger RNA of Trematomus bernacchii (emerald rockcod), 2348 nucleotides long. It is a transcript of the gene saga, whose product is annotated as S-antigen; retina and pineal gland (arrestin) a. Gene Ontology annotation, cellular component: photoreceptor outer segment; photoreceptor inner segment. The record is from RefSeq and is a predicted model, not a curated record. Bases 1139 to 2335 code for a protein of 398 amino acids. Gene Ontology annotation, molecular function: G protein-coupled receptor binding. Gene Ontology annotation, biological process: signal transduction; G protein-coupled receptor internalization. The transcript has 16 exons. Lineage: Eukaryota; Metazoa; Chordata; Actinopteri; Perciformes; Nototheniidae.